Molecule: messenger RNA, 393 nt
Organism: Lasiosphaeria miniovina
Lineage: Eukaryota; Fungi; Ascomycota; Sordariomycetes; Sordariales; Lasiosphaeriaceae
Exons: 2
Coding region: 1-393 (130 amino acids)
Source: RefSeq, a predicted model, not a curated record
AUGGGCGCCUGCGCUCCUGCGUCGGCCAGAGUACGAGAUGGCGCCGUCAUCUCUUCUAAGAGGAAUCAAACUCGGAUGGCGGAGUUGCUGGCAAUUCCCGCCGAGACCUUCUACGCCGCCGCCCAAGAGACGCCGCCCAGUGACCUGCUGCAGACGUGCGGCAGGACACGCGACUUAGAGUUUCUGCGCGCCGCUGGCCUCUUGCCCAUCGCUAGCAUCCAGGAGGGCAAGAUAGACGCCAUGCAAAAAUGCAUCGGCUACUACUUCGCCAUGGUAGCCAUUCAAAACGGCCAUGACGAGCAGUCUUGGCCCCGGGACCUUACUCGUGUCGAGCUGGAAGAGAGACGACUAUAUUGGCCCAUAUACACGCGACGAUGGCUUUGCUCCGCAUGA